CGCACAACCGGUUGUCUAGCAGCGUAGUGUGCGUGUUGUGUUGUGUGAUUCUCUUGCUUUACGGAGAACCGCGUUCGCUUGCUCAUUCAAUUCUAUUCUAUUUUUCCACCACAAAGGUCGUGAUUUCCUUUCCCGGAGCUGCGAAAGGUGUCCGUGAGUUGCGUGCGAACAGAAUCGUGAAAGGGUCCGAAUAUUAAGCAGCAAAUUAGGUCUGUUCAGUUCACAGGACUUACACCUUUGUGAGCCCCGUUUUUGGCGGUCAUUCUUUUAUCAGUGUUUUAUUGUUUACGUUUUUAAGCUAAUGCUCGUCUUUAAGAUUGUGUUUUAAAUCGAAAGAAAACACAUGUUUUGAAAGGAAAUUGUUUUAUAGAGGCGCGUGACUUUCAUUCUCUGAUGUGCUCCUGUCCAUCCCGUACGCUACAUUAGGCAGACGUACCAAUUCUUCUCUCUUACGUACACUAUCCGUUUCGCGCCUCGUAGAAGAAAAAAAAACGCGUGAAACAUUGUGAAAGAGAUCGUGUUGUUUAUCGCGUUUUGUGAAGUGGUGAGCUGCUAGUGAACGAAUACUGUGCGGAUAGUGUACGUUGGCCCUGCGAGAAUCUGUCUAUCGCUUCACCAUAAUCGCUCUCAACAGAGGUCAAACGCAAUCGAGGCACGACUUAAUAUUCCCUUCCGAGAUAGCAGAACGGUAGCAAACGCAAAAGAAUAACCAAAGUGUACCGUGUAAGUGCGUAAAACAAGAGGAAAGAAAGAAGAUGUCCUCGUUAAACCGCGAACUGUCCGAGGACAGUGCGUUUGCCGCUGGUCGCAACAGUUGGAAUCGCCACUAUCAUAACAGCGUCGUGCAGCCUCUUUUGACAGAUCUGUAUCAAAUAACUAUGGCUUACGCGUACUGGAAGUCGGGCAAAAUCGAUGAUCAUGCCGUUUUCGAUCUCUUCUUCCGCACGAACCCAUUUCAAGGCGAGUUCACGAUCUUUGCCGGAUUGGAGGAGUGUUUGAAAUUUCUAGACAGUUUCCACUACUCAGAAACAGACAUCGAGUAUCUCAAGCAUGCCCUACCCCAAGGCAUAGAGGACGAGUUUUUUGAGUACUUGAGCCAGCUAACCGCUAAGGACGUCACCUUGUAUGCAAUCGAAGAGGGAUCGGUAGCUUUUCCAAGAGUUCCCUUGAUCAAGGUGGCAGGACCGUUGAUUAUAGUGCAACUGCUUGAAACGACGCUUUUGACACUGGUGAAUUACGCAAGUUUAAUGGCCACAAAUGCGGCGCGUUAUCGUAUGGUCGCCGGGAAGCACAUACACCUGCUCGAGUUUGGAUUGCGCCGUGCCCAGGGCCCGGACGGAGGACUUUCUGCGUCGAAAUAUUCGUAUAUCGGCGGUUUUGAUGGCACAUCGAACGUGUUGGCCGGAAAGCUGUUUAACAUUCCAGUGAAGGGUACUCAUGCUCACGCCUAUAUUACAUCGUUCACCGGAAUCGAUGAGCUGAAGACGCGCGUUCUUCAACAUAAGGAAGAUGGUACUACGCGUGAUUUGCUUGAGCUGGCCAUGGAACAUCGGGCCGCAUUAGCAAGCGUACUGGACGUCUCUACAGACGAGAGUAGUGAGGGCGAAUUGGCAGCGAUGGUGUCCUUUGCGAUCGCGUUCCCGGAUGGGUUUAUGGCACUAGUCGACACGUACGAUGUCAAGAGCGAUAAGCUGCUUGGGGAACCGACGGAGGAACUUUGCGAUCCAACCGAUAGUGUUGUGUGUGAUUUGUCCUGCUUGGGUCGUCUGCACGAUCAGGCGGAAGAGGAAUUGAUGCAUACAUCGAACACCAUUACCAAUACGUUGCCUGAAAUACCGGAAGAAGAGUGUAACGGUUGCUGUGCGGAAGAUGAGGAAAAUCGCUGUGCUCAACAUGCUGAACCAGAGGCAGGAGAAGAAGAAGAAGAAGUACAAGAGGAAGAAAAUGCUGAUGAAAAAAGUAACGAACAGCCGGAGCAGGAACCGGACGAAUCCUGCCAUGAUCCACCACCUUCUAUUACUGUGGAAGAUGAAGAAUCUACGCCAGUUGUAGAUCCCGAGCUGACGAUGAAAGAGAGCGAUGAAAAUGGCAAUGAAGACAUUGAAGAUCAAAAUGAACGUAAAGCAACAGAUGAGGGGAUCGAACUUGAAGCGCAGAAUGAUACUGAAGCUCCGGAAGGAGAGGAUGAGAUUACCCGUUGUUCGAACUGUGAAGCGCUGAACACCAUGAUUCAUCAUCUAAAAACCGUUGGAAAGUCCUUCAGCCGGACGUGCUGGCUUGAGCGUCACCUAGCAGAGAUCAGUAGAAUUGUGUCACAUAUAGAAGUGCUCAGCUAUUACGACCUGACGAGCCAUCAUCACUUAUCGAGGAGUGGUUUGCUGAACUUUUGUGCCGUUGCACUAGCGCUAAAUGACCAAGGAUACCGGGCAAUCGGUAUUCGCAUUGAUUCCGGUGAUCUGGCGUACCUGAGUUGCCUUGCGCGCGAAACUUUCGAGCGUAUUGCCGAACGUUUUAAGCUGCCCUGGUUUAGCAAGCUCACUAUUGUCGCCUCCAACGAUAUCAACGAGGAUACGAUCCUGAGCCUGAACGAGCAGGGCCACAAGAUCGAUUGCUUUGGAAUUGGGACGCAUCUGGUAACCUGCCAGCGUCAACCCGCUCUCGGUUGCGUGUACAAGAUGGUGGAGAUCAACAAUCAGCCACGCAUCAAGCUAAGCCAGGACGUGGGCAAGGUAACAAUGCCGGGCAGCAAGAACGUGUUUCGGCUUUACGGUGCAGAUGGACAUGCGCUGAUUGAUCUGCUGCAGCGUGUCGAUGAAAAUCCGCCAGAGGUUGGCCAGAAGGUGCUGUGCCGUCAUCCAUUCCAGGAGUCGAAGCGUGCGUACGUCAUUCCGACACAGGUGGAACCAUUGUACCGGGUGUACUGGACGGAGGGACGGGUGGCACAGGUGUUGCCCUCGCUCGAGGAAGUCCGUGAGCGUGUGCAGGCCUCGCUAAGGACAUUGCGUCAGGAUCACAAGCGUACACUGAAUCCGACCCCCUAUAAGGUGGCCGUGAGCGAUAACCUGUACAACUUCAUACACGAGCUGUGGUUGCAGAAUGCACCAAUCGGAGAACUCUCAUGAUAAGUCGGCUUUUGUAAGCAAAUGACCCGACAACACGACGAGCUGUUUCGGCACCUUCUAAAGGUGUGCAGUGUACUCCUCGAGAGCAACAUUGAUGCAGUGUUGUUUUUGUUUUUUAUCAUGUUUUGUUUAUCGUUUUUAUUUAACCCACUCGAUUGCAAACCGUUUUUUCUUUGUUACCCAGGCCGAUGUAAGUUUUGCGGUUCGAAACCGUUCGGAAACUGUUUUCUGCAAACAGUUUCAUUUUCGAACUUCGUGCGCCUAUAUGAAUAAGACUCUUGCGCGUAAGGUCUUCUAACGUGACGGUUACGAUUUAUUUCUUGUGUGUUGUGUGCGUAGUACUAGUUUGUAGGUCGAACAUUUGUGAUCCCUUUGUGACGUAUCAAAGCGAUACGAUUCCCGAUCUGACUUUGCGUCGAAUUACGAGUAUCGUAUAUGACCGUGGGGUAGAACGUUCUACCAAACAAACAAAAAAUCCGCGAUCGAAUUUGUUGGUUGCGCCAAGUGCAAUUGUGUCGUGUAGUAGCAGAAACAUAAGCAAUAGCAAUAAUGUUUGUUGGUCAUGCUCUCAUCCCGGCAACUGCCAUCGAGACAGGACGUGUUUCCACUGCGCUGGAUGUUAUGUAGCUCUUGCAAGCCAUAGGUUUGAGUGAAAGCUUAUUUUUAAUCGAAUAAAACAGCACCAGAUAAUACACAUAAACUAAGGCAACUCCCCCCCCCAAAAACACAUUGCUAAAGCAAAUAUUUACAGUCAUUCCGUUCCCGUAGAACUCUUGUCGAAAGUGGAGAGAAUGUUGGGAAAUAGCUGUUACAGAUAUUGUCGAUAAUGGAUAGCGUUGUAUCAUUAUAAUCUCCACUCUGUACCUAUUUGCAUCGCAAGCAAAUGUGCAGUAGAAAAGGGAAAAACAAAUGUUUUUGUAAAAGAGUAAAUGCAAUCCUUCUUGAAGGACAUUUUGUACGCUAAAUUCUGCACGUAGAUUUGGACGUUCGAUUGAUAGGGGUAGGACAAAAUACUCUACAAUCGAACACUUUAGCAUAUCUUCCAUAAAACCCAACUAGGACAUGAGAGGAAGAACGCAGCGAUUGUUUAAAAUUGGCACACCAGUUGCGUAGGUACUAAACUAGACCACGAGUCUUGUGAUAUUGACGUAUUUGUGGCGUAGCUGUGAGUGUUUAAAUUAUAGAACUAUUUAUCAACCGUUGACUAAUGGAAAGAUGAGAUCCGGGAAAACAAACUUAUUGGAAAAUCACAAUUUUCAUCAAGGAUUUGGUUGAGCAGAUUUCAGUGAAAACUAAACGAAAAAUGAGUGUUUAAUAUGUAGAAUUCCAUUUGGGGCACAUAUGUGUGCAAAAUUUUGCUAAUGCAAACAUCACCGUGCCUUACAAGUAAAUACAGGAUUCACGAAGGAUUCAGAGUAGCUCGGCUGCUUGCUGCAACACGCAACGAAAUACAUGCACACAAUUGUAACGAUGAAAGCACAGUAAUGAUACAUCCCUACUGAAGUUCGUAUGAUAAACGCAUUGCCAGAAAUGUGAUAGUUCUCUAUUUUUAUUCUCUAGUUUUUUUAUUUCACACACACCAACACGCAAAUAUGAUUACCGGUUAAAACUCCUUUAAAAAUAAGCUUUCAUUACGAUUCUUCUAUUAUGCUUUUCUUAAGAUUUCGCGUACGAUGUUUUCAAAUGUUCUUGUAACGAUGUCAAACACUAGCCUCUAAAGUAAGAUGUAACUUUACACUCUCAACUGCACUGCACGAUGCAUUCCUAACCAGGGGCAAGCAACAACCAGUUAAAAUGAGUUCUAUUCCUCAAAACACAUGUACUACACCGUUGUAACUAAAGGCAGACAAAAACACUUGGAAAGCGGUAAGAACAAACCCGUUCUUUUGGACUUCACUUUUCACUCUCCCAAGGGUAGUUGUUUUUUUGUAUGGAAUACACUUAGUGAUUGUUGGUAUUAUGGUGGUAGCUGCGAGCUACAAAACAAACACGAAUAUAUAUAGUACACAAUGUUAAAUGUGAAGGUAACAACACAUAACUGCAUCAUGGCGGAAUGGAAUAAAACUGUUUUGGGGAUAGUAGAUGGAGGAUGGUACGGCUUAA
This is a messenger RNA of Anopheles funestus (African malaria mosquito), 5225 nucleotides long. It is a transcript of the gene Naprt, whose product is annotated as nicotinate phosphoribosyltransferase. Bases 756 to 3122 code for a protein of 788 amino acids. Gene Ontology annotation, molecular function: nicotinate phosphoribosyltransferase activity. NCBI's taxonomy places the organism in Eukaryota, Metazoa, Arthropoda, Insecta, Diptera, Culicidae. Gene Ontology annotation, biological process: NAD+ biosynthetic process. The transcript has 12 exons. The record is from RefSeq and is a predicted model, not a curated record.